AUGCCAACCCAUGCGCCCGAUACGUCGUUUGAUGCCCACGACUCCGAGAUAACUCAACCCAAUGUCGCGUGCCCUGCUCCAUUGACCCCACCUCCCGAGAAUGACGGGAAUGAUGCCACAAGGCGUCUAGUCGUGUCGCAGAGUCUUGAUGGCGGAGAUGGACUCGACCGGCGAUCCGUCAGCGACAACACUGCUGCCGGCAUGGCGCAGAUGCAAGAGGAGACUUUGUAUACCACCCCGCCAAGUUUCGAUGAGAAAAUCCAUGCCGAUGGCUCCAGCGAGACUCCUCUCCUAGAUGGUGUUGAUGAUGACAUGGGCUUAAGCGAGCGCAUUGAAGACGAUGGCGCGCGGCGGACCGGUCAAUUUGAUGCGACGGCCACCACACCAGUCAUAUCGACAGGCAAUACCCGGCAAGAUAUGUCUGACAUGGGAGCCACGGCGGAUGAGACAGGACUAGACGGCAAUGGUGACCUGGGCACAUCGUCGCCCCCGCUGAGAUCGUCUGCGAACAACCGGCCCGGAGGCUUCCCUCGAGCUGGGGAUCCUCCCGGCAACCCAGCGAUCGACCAAGAACUAGACUGGUCGAGCAACGAUCUGAGAGGAUGGGAAUUUUCUCAACGGCGAAUUCGACCACAGUACCCAUCGGCAACAUUCCAGCCCUAUUCCAAGUUCAAAGGCACUCAGCAGUCGGACCGGCAGAUCUAUAACGUCGAAGUGACCAUUUUGACCGUGGACAUCGAGCAGUGCAGCAUGUCGGGAUACCUUCAGAUCUGUGGCCUGACGCCGGAUCAUCCAACCUUGACAACCUUCUUCACCGGCGAGAUCAUCGGCGGACCAAACCAAAAGUAUAGUUUCAGGACCCGGGAUCCCACAUGGGGUGCGAGCGAUAAGACCGACCUGACGCACUGGGCUCGGUUCCCUGCAUGGAGACCGCUCAGUCUGCAUGCGAAGCGCAACAUCAAUUUUGUAUACCCCAUGAACCACGAGAACUGGUGGCAGCAAGACUACAUCUUCAUGAGGUGGAAGGAACAUUUUCUGGUCCCUGACUACAAGUUGAAAUCCAUCCAGGGAGCCAGCUUCGAAGGGUUCUACUAUAUCUGCUUUAAUCAGAUUGAGGGGAGAGUGAGUGGCAUCUAUUUCCACUCCAAAAGCGAAAAGUGA
Messenger RNA from Fonsecaea multimorphosa CBS 102226, 1161 nucleotides. RefSeq lists its product as uncharacterized. Gene Ontology annotation, cellular component: extrinsic component of membrane; GID complex. The coding region runs from base 1 to 1161 and encodes 386 amino acids. Gene Ontology annotation, biological process: protein catabolic process in the vacuole; negative regulation of gluconeogenesis; protein targeting to vacuole. NCBI's taxonomy places the organism in Eukaryota, Fungi, Ascomycota, Eurotiomycetes, Chaetothyriales, Herpotrichiellaceae. The transcript has a single exon. The record is from RefSeq and is a predicted model, not a curated record.